Messenger RNA from Trifolium pratense (red clover), 2298 nucleotides. RefSeq lists its product as uncharacterized. Lineage: Eukaryota; Viridiplantae; Streptophyta; Magnoliopsida; Fabales; Fabaceae. The record is from RefSeq and is a predicted model, not a curated record. The transcript has 6 exons. The coding region runs from base 1259 to 2074 and encodes 271 amino acids.
UUUAAAAUACUUAAAAACCAAUGUUACAAAUGUUAAAUUUAAAGUAAACCUCACAAAAAAAUCACAGAAAACCGUUAGGUUGCUGCAACAACCAUAAUUGAACGUUUGGUGCCAUUGAAUGAACAAUUUUGAAGCUCCCACUUUGAAAAAAUAUCUUUCCACUUUCACUUUUUAGUUUUUACCACAAACCCAAUCAACAAGUGACUACAAAGAAUCAGACCUUUGAUUCAACAAUUUUGCAGCUCCCAUCAAAUCAUUUUUCAUCACAAUUUUUGCAAGUACGUACCAGGUCAAAUUUUCACCUUUAUCUUAUAUUUUAUUAAUUAGUUGUGUUUCCUUCAAUCUCUGUGGCAAGUUCUCAGAGUCUUAAAGUAAAGGGAUACCUGGCUUUGUUUUGUUUGGUUUGGUUCCUUUUUUUUUUCUUUCUUUCUUUCAUAUUCUGCUGCUUGGUAAAAAAUCAUAGAUUGCUAGACAGAAAUGAUAUUUUUUUGUUUUCACCACCCCUGAACCGUCUAAUCCGGUUCGGGGUCAGUUCUGAUAUCAAGUAGUUCCAGCUGUCUCCCGAUCUCAGUUGUGGGGAUCAAAACCGUGGUCCCUACCAAGUUUUGCACCAAUAAAUUUAGAUAUAUUCAUGGAAAAGUGAGUUGAUCAAUAAAUUUUAGGAUAAAUAUCGCGUUUGAAGGUAAACGUGUUUCUAGAAUGGUCAAAGACGUAACCAAUAGUUAGUUGGUCCAAUGGUGAUUGACGCUGGACUUGGUAGGGAGGACCAUAGUUCGAUCCCUCACAACUGCGAUCGGAGGGGGAUGUAACCACUUGAUGCCAGAACUGACCCUUGAGCCAAAUUAGGCGGUCCAAUGGGCCGGAUACUGGUGGUGGAAAAAAAAAUGGUCAAAGAUGUAAAAAUUAAAUUUUAUGCUCCUAGAAUCAUGUUAUCCUCUCAUAAAAGCUUACAUUGUUAUAAUUGAAUAGUAUGUGAAAGUUGCAUGGUCUGUUUACAUUUUUUGAGAGGUAUCGAGGCAUUUGAAAAUUCUGCAGAGUGAUUCGGAGAUUCGAGUUUUCAGUUUAUAUUUCAAUUCAAUCCAUAUGAGCAUGUGCUGCAGAAAGUGUUAUUUGAUCUCCAUUUGCUGUACCUUAUAAGUUUUCAGAUUUCACUCUGAAAUGUUUAUUUAUGUCAGUAGUAUUUGCUCUAGGAUAAUAAAGGGUUUGUUUUAUAGUUCUUUUGGGGCUAAUAUUGUUAUUUGUGUUCCUAUCUUCUUGAAUGGUUUGUAGUUUAGAGAUGCUGGGUCACACUGAUCGACUAUCAGAAGAAUUGCUAUCAUCAAAGGAUCAAAUACUUGCAGAUCCCGUGUCUGAAUUAGGCGACGAUGAAGAGGAAAAUUGUUCAGAAGAGAUACUUUACUCAGUUUCUUUUGAAGAACUUGCAAGCAAUAGUAUUAAAUAUGAUACAGUCAUAUGGCUUUCAAUAUCGUUACUGUUGGUUUUAGCUUGGGGAAUUGGUCUUUUAAUGUUGCUCUACCUUCCCUUUAGGAGAUAUGUACUUCGUAAGGAUUUGUCUUCUCGCAGAUUAUAUGUUACACAUACUGAAAUAGUUUACAAGGUGUCAAGGCCUUCAUUUAUACCAUUUUGGGGGACCAUAACGAUUGAGAGUUGUGUACCUCUUUUUUUGGUGAUCGAUAUUAUUAUCGAACAAGGUUGUUUUCAGUCUAUAUAUGGUGUCCACACUUUUCGAGUUGAAAGUAUUGCUCAUGGAAAAGCUGCUCCUGUAGAUGAACUACAAGUUCAAGGAAUUUCUGAGCCUGAUCUUUUGAGAAAGGUGAUCAUAACAGAAGCUUCAAAGAUCUCAAAAGAUUUAAGUAAAAGUUGGAAGCCUAUUGCUCCAAGCAUAGACGUAGAAAACAUGGCUCGUAUGCCCGCAACAACUGAGGGACCAGUUGUCUUAAGAUCACCAUCAAGAAGUCAUAAGAUUAUAGGCUCACCACAUUCUUCUUCAGUAGAGCGCAGAAUAGCUGGAGGAUUGCUUCUUAAUAAACUCGGAGAAGUCAAUAAAUCCGUAAAGGUUUUUAUCUCAUCUUAAUAGAAGACUUGAGCUGCUUAUUGAGAAGUCGCACGGCUCUCCGGCCACCAGCUAAAGUGCCAUAGGCCAGUAAGAAUUGGGUUGGAGUUUCCGAGUCAGCUGUAAUACCUUGUUACUUAAAGUCUACUAUGAAAUAUAUAAAAAUUCCUUUCUUGUAAUGUUAUUACUUUCAUUGUAAGAGCUUACUCACAUACAUUUCAAUAAAAAUUUCAUUUCACUGUUAC